AUGAAGUUCUUCAGCAACGAUCUCAGCCUGUUCUCUACAGGUCUGCUGCUCCUCGCCUCCGUCGGCGACGUUUCAGCCCAGUGCGCUCUCCCCUCCAGCUACAAGUGGACUUCCAGCGGCGCUCUCGCCCAGCCCAAGUCCCCCUGGGUCUCCCUCAAGGACUUCACUGUCGCUCCCUACAAUGGCGGCCAGCUUGUCUACGCCACUAAUUACGGCACCUCUUGGGGAUCCAUGGCUUUCAGCGUCGUCUCCAACAUCAACCAGCUCGGCUCUGCCACCCAGACCGGCAUGACCUCUUCUGCCGUCGCCCCUACUCUGUUCUACUUCCAGCCCAAGAACGUCUGGAUCCUGGCUCACCAGUGGGGUCCCACCAAAUUCUCGUACAGAACCUCCAGCAACCCUGCUAACGCCAACGGCUGGUCUGCUGCUCAGCCUCUCUUCACCGGCAACAUCGCCGACUCGGACACUGGCCCCAUCGACCAAACCGUCAUUGGUGACAGCAAGAACAUGUACCUGUUCUUCUGCGGUGACAACGGCCGCAUCUACCGCGCUAGCAUGCCCAUUGGCAACUUUCCCGGCAGCUUCGGUUCCGCCUCGCAGAUCGUCAUGCAGGACACCAAGGCGAACCUCUUCGAGGCUGUGCAGGUCUACUCCCUCAAGGGACUGAACAAGUACCUCAUGAUUGUAGAGGCCAUGGGCAGCAACGGAAGAUUCUUCCGCUCCUUCACUGCCACCAGCCUCGACGGCCAGUGGACCCCCAACGCUGCCACAGAGCAGAACCCCUUCGCCGGCAAGGCCAACAGUGGUGCCACCUGGACCAACGACAUCAGCCACGGAGAGCUCAUCCGAACCAGCGCUGACCAGACCUUCCCCGUCGACCCUUGCAACCUUCAGCUCCUCUACCAGGGCCGCAACCCCAACGUUGGUGGCGACUACAACACUCUUCCUUACCGCCCUGGUCUGCUCACCCUCAAGAAGUAA
Molecule: messenger RNA, 981 nt
Organism: Fusarium redolens
Lineage: Eukaryota; Fungi; Ascomycota; Sordariomycetes; Hypocreales; Nectriaceae
Product: glycosyl hydrolase family 62-domain-containing protein
Exons: 1
Coding region: 1-981 (326 amino acids)
Biological process (GO): L-arabinose metabolic process
Molecular function (GO): alpha-L-arabinofuranosidase activity
Source: RefSeq, a predicted model, not a curated record